Messenger RNA from Manihot esculenta (cassava), 6093 nucleotides. RefSeq names its product pentatricopeptide repeat-containing protein At3g48810. NCBI's taxonomy places the organism in Eukaryota, Viridiplantae, Streptophyta, Magnoliopsida, Malpighiales, Euphorbiaceae. The record is from RefSeq and is a predicted model, not a curated record. The transcript is spliced from 4 exons. Gene Ontology annotation, molecular function: protein binding. Bases 1045 to 3039 code for a protein of 664 amino acids.
AAAAGACUUCCUCAAAUUUUACCAUUUCGCCUCCAUCUCACCUCCGCCAGUAUAAGCCCCUUACCGCCACUCUCGUUCACACGACCACUCUUCCAACUGUCCUCCGCACAGAACGCCGACAUCCCCUGUCUCCAUCGUCUCCUUCUCCAUCGAUCCCCACUCCAUUCCAACACACCCGAAACUCCCAGAACCCAGAGUUCACAGAACCCAAAAUUGCCUUUCUCCUUCAUCAUCGCCUCUCCCUCACCUGCCAAAAUACUGACCCGAAGCCCUCUUGCCCCACCUCGCUGGUUCCUUCAUCUCCAAAGAUCGAUGAUUUCAUCUCCUCUCCCUUCUCGAUUCCACUCCUCAAAUCCCCAUUUCAUUCUCUGGCAACACCAACACCUUUACCAUUAAACCCAGUUGUGGCACCAUACCAACAAUUCUCCUUAGUCACUCUCGAGCAGACCCAUCUCAGACUUAACCAACAGCUCUGCAUUUAUUUCAGUUCAGAACCCAGCUUCCUCGCCGUGUCUGCUCCUGGACGCUCAUCUGAGCACAGAAUCGCAAAAUCAGUUCAAAGGGGCACCAGCAUUUCUGACCAGCAGAAACAGAGCAUCCGUUUGUCAUUCGUUUGCCUCCAGACAGUAGAUUGACACUUGAGCAGGGACAGGAUUCCCUCCACCGGCUUUAACAUCAGAUUCUUGGGUCAAGAUUUGGGGGUGGCGACUCCUCACUUUCCACUUCAGUGAGACAGAGUGAGUUUUCUGCUUCGCACUUUCCACUUCAUUGGUUCAUCAUAAUGAUUAUACUGGAAAUUUCUGCUUUUGGUUAUAUCUUGGAUGUUUGAAGAUUUGGCAUGAAACUGAUUUCUCACAUGAUGAUGAAGUUGAUCACUUACCAACAGCAUUGGAAAGAAGGAACUGUGGCAGGGCUGAAGCUACAUGGAGUGGAGGUAUUUGGGUGUCUUUUUGUGGGUCUAAAGGUUUUACCUUUUGGAAGUCAGUAAGCUACUUAAGUAGGGUUUAGUUCCUUCAUUGGUUAAAUUUUGAGUUCUUUUCUUAAAUGCAUCUGAAAGAGGGAUGUUCCUUGUUGUUUAAAGUCCACAAGCCUUCAAUCCCCUUUGUUUUAAACACAAAUCCAAUUCUCAAUCCAAAUAGUAAACCCCAGAAUGAGCAAAAUCAAACCUGUCUUGAAGAAUGUGAUGUUUUAAAGAGGUUGAAAAGUGAGUCCAGCAUUGUACUGGCUCUAGAUUACUUCAAGUCAAUAGCAAAUUCACAAGCCUUUCGACAUACCCCAUUAACAUACCGAACCAUGAUUGAAAAACUUGGUGUCCAACAUGAUAUAGAUGGUGUACAAUACCUUCUUCAGCAAAUGAAAUUAGAAGGGAUUAGCUGUAGUGAGGAUUUAUUUAUCUCUGUGAUCAAUACUUAUAGACGAGUUGGUUUAGCUGAGCAAGCAUUAAAAAUGUUCUAUAGAAUUGGGGAAUUUGGGUGCAAACCUACGGUCAAGAUAUAUAAUCAUCUUUUGGAUGCACUGCUUAGUGAAAAUAGGUUUCAAAUGAUCAAUCCUAUUUAUAGCAACAUGAAGAGAGAUGGGAUGGAACCCAAUGUUUAUACCUAUAACAUCCUUCUAAAAGCAUUGUGUAAGAACAAUAGAGUUGAUGGGGCAUGCAAGUUGCUUGUAGAAAUAUCUAAUAAAGGAUGUAAACCAGAUGUGGUUAGCUACACAACUAUCAUAGCUUCUAUGUGCAAGUUUGGUCAGUUGGAGGAGGCAAGGGAGCUUGCUAUGAAAUUUCAACCUAGUGUUCCUGUUUACAAUGCUUUGAUAAAAGGGUUUUGCAGAGAAUACAAAAUGAAGGAAGUAUUUCAGUUGUUAGGUCUAAUGGCAGAUAAGGGAAUUGAUGCUAAUGUUAUUACUUACUCAACAAUAAUCGAUUCUUUAUCAGGUGUUGGAAAUAUUGAAUUGGCUCUUGCAUUUUGGGCAAAGAUGCUUGUGACUGGUUGUAGCCCCAAUGUUCACACCUUUACUUCCUUGAUGAAGGGCUAUUUCAUGGGUGGGAGAGUAUACGAAGCAAUCAAUAUAUGGAACUGCAUGAUUCAAGAAGAAAUUGAGCCCAAUAUUGUUGCAUAUAAUAUUCUAAUACAUGGUCUAUGCUCCCAUGGGAAAAUGGGAGAAGCUUUAUCUGUUUCCUGUAAAAUGGAGGGAAGCAGUUGUUCUCCAAAUGUGAUCACAUAUGGUGCUCUUAUUGAUGGUUUUGCAAAAACUGGUGACUUAGUUGGUGCAUCUGAGACAUGGAACAAGAUGAUGAGUAAUGGUUGUGUUCCUAAUGUUAUUGCAUAUACUUGCAUGUUAGACGUCCUUUGCAAGAAUUCUAUGUUCAAUGAAGCUCAAUGUCUUUUAGAGAAAAUGUCAACUGAUGUCUGUCCUCCAAAUACGAUCACAUUCAAUGCAUUUAUCAAAGGCUUAUGUCGCAGUGGAAAAGUAGAAUGGGCUAUAAAAGUGUUAAAUGAGAUGGGGCAAUAUGGAUGUUCACCUAAUGUUGUGACAUAUAGGGAAAUAUUGUAUGGUCUUUUGAAAGCAGAAAAAAUAAAAGGAGCUCAUGAGCUAGUUAGGGAGAUGGAAGAAAACAGUAUUAAAUUGAAUUCAGCAACUUAUAAUACCAUCUUGCAUGGAUUUUGCAAUACUGGAUUAUUUGAAGAGACUUUGAAGCUUCUAGGGAAAAUGCUGGUAGACGGUGUGAAGCCUGAUGCUAUCACAUAUAACGCAGUAAUUCAUGCCUACUGUAAGCAAGGUAAGGUUAAGACAGCCAUCCAGCUUGUAGAUAGAGUUUGUGCAGGAGGAGAGUGGAAUCCAGACAUUAUUGCGUGCACCAAUCUUUUAUGGGGGAUUUGUAAUCAGAUUGGGGUAGAAGAAGCCUUCAUGUAUCUUGAUAAGCUGUUAAUUAAGGGUAUCUAUCCCAAUGCGGCAACUUGGAAUGUGUUGGUCCGGGGCUUGUUUAACAGGUUAGGUCAUCUCGGGCCAGUUCAUCUUCUGGAUGUUAUUCUAGCUAAUGGGUGAGAUGCACAAAUGUUAAUGUUUAAGGUAAGAGAAAUUCAGAAGACAGAUGUGUUGCCUAGCCAUCAAAAACACUGCAUACUCACAUCGAUUGAACUUCAUAAGUUCUUAUGUUGGAUCUUUAUUAUAUACAAUCACUUCCUAGUGCUUGAACUCUUCAAAAGGCGCAGAGGAUGACUGCAAUUUUUCUGUCAUCAGGUACAUGCCAAGCAACUCAUUGAGGAUUUUUAAUGCUUGUAGUCUUGGAUUGUCAAGAUUAUUUAUCUAAAAAUUGUACACUAUGUUACAUCUUUCUAAGGUAGUUUUUAUUUCCAUCAUAAUCCUAAACCAAGACAUUUAUAAUAAUAAAUAUCAUUAUUGUUUAUUGUUAUUAUUAUUAUUAUUAUAAUAUAUAUCCUAAAAAUUCUCCUUAAAAUUAGCUAUUUUGAAAUUUGUAAUGUAUUAAAAAUAAAAUAUUUACUUUAAAAAAUCAAAUUUGAAAUCUUUUCAGGUAAUUUAGAUUUAAAUUAUUGAAAAAAUAUUUAUUUAUUUAUUUCUAAAAUGCCUCUCUGAGAACGCUCCUAUUCCUUUUUCUUCUUCUUUCUCUCUCUCUAUCUCCCUCACUUCAUUCUGAUGUGUCACCUGAUAAUAAUGGUGGAAAGGUUACAAGUUGCCUCUGCAUCUAUCCAUUAGCAGAAGGUCAGCUCUUUUCAAUGUUAUUUUUAAUCAUGUUGUUUCGCAUGAAUGCUGACCUUUUUUUUGCUGUCAAGGGAGAAAAUCAUGGUAAAGACUCAGAUUAGGUGGUAUCAGACCAAAUUCUGAUCUUAAUUCUGCCUCUUGUGGCAAUGGAGGGUGUGACAAAAACUAGUGUUCUUUCACAUGGAUGGAAAAAACUUUGGACUUUUAUCCCCAAAUUGGACUUUGGUGAAUUCUGUGGGUCAAAAGAGAAAUGGAGUUCUUUCUAAUGCAAGGAAGUGAUAUGUGAACCAUGUGAAUCAUGUGCUGCACUUGUUAUCAGGUCAGUCUGUAGAUUAAUUCGUAGGUCAAUUUGAUUGAAUGAGAGGUUUGGGCCAGAUAUUGAUAGAUGGGUUAAGUUUGCAUUAGAAAGGGGAGUUCAAAAGCUUAAGAUGGACUUGUUUAGUUUUGAUGGCCUUCAUCUGUGAAGGCCUUACACUUUCAGUUUUGACAUCCUCCAUCUGGGAAGACCUUACGCUUGCCCACUUUUAAGUUCAAGCCUUCAAGGCCAUUCAGUUUUCCCAGUUGUCAUGCUCUUAAGAUUCUUCAACUGAUGUGUAAAUGUGUAUGAAGAUGUUUUUAAUUACUGUGUUGAAUUACCCAUGUCUUGCACGAUUUAGCUAAGGUGCUUCUAAUUCACUUAUUCAUUAAGUGUUGCUGGUCCAUCAUUUUGCUUUAAAUGCUUGGAGAUAGCCAAUUGCUUGUCUUUGAGAAGUUCUAAAAUUGAUGCAGCAAAUCGUCACUCAAAUCUAUCAGAGAAGAGAUAAGUUCGUAAUUUGUGGAAGGUCCUACUUCCUAACCUUUUUGAAGUAUCCCUUGGAGAGUAAUGCUGUCAAAAUUUGUGUACAAUUUUCUCCAAUCAUCAUGUGUAUCUCUCAGCUGGAAAGGCUUAUAUUUCACAUACCAAGCAUCAGGUCAAUAUGCAAAAACUGUUGAAUUAAGGUAUUAUUUUUUGAAUGUAAUCUUAGUUGGUUUGUUCACGAAGACAUGGAGUCUCUUCAGUUUCCUGUGUUUGAGUCAACUCAAAGUAGUGGAUUUGAAAGUUGGUAUGUAUGACCGUGAGGCCAAAGGUUUUGGUGCUUUCACUUCCCUGAUUAAGGCAUCUCCAUCUUGUUAUAGGUUUGCUUUGCAGGUGAUUGGCCUAGCUUUACCACUCGUAUCUUUUUUCUCUUCCUACCUAACAUCUGAGUUAGACUAAUGAACAUAAUUUGAGGGUGCAAUUGCAUUGUUAGUUAAUUUCCAUUUGGUUCAGUUUAGUUUAAUAUGCUGUAAAUUUUGGUUAAUUCAGUUUUUCUAUUUUCAGAAGUGAACCAACUAUGCUCACCCCUUGCAGGAGCAAUAUAGGCAAAUUGUAAACUGAGUUUUGUGUUUAGCAGGCUUUAGUUUUACUGAAAAAUUACUUGUAACAAACGAGGUAAAAUUAGUGAUAGAAUGUUACCUUCUUGCUGUUUCUGUAGCUUUGUGUGGUGAAAAGGAUACUGAUCAUAUUUUUCCUCCUCCCUAAGUUGGUUCUACAUGCUCAACUUUUUGAGUUCUAUUUCAAAUUUGAAUGCUGGUCAAUGAACUCUGACUUUGUGGCAAUGAGCUUUGAUGACAUGGAACAUUUAGACCUUUUACUAGCACUGCAAAUACUGAAUCAGAUAUACAUGUAUAUGUAUUUGUGUACAAUGUGAAAAAGUAAUAGGUUCACUAAUUCUAUUAUUCCAUUUUGAUUUUGUUCAUUAAUGUCAGGAAAGCAUGUCUUUAUCAAAGUCUGUGUUUGCUCAUGGUAAUUACUAUUUGAUCAAUAUUUUGUUGGGUGACAAGCCAAAUAUAACUUUUCUUUUUUCCUUUCACAGUUAAAUUGGCUUUUGACUUGUGUGAAGUCAUGUACGGUUGCCCCCUAAAUGUCCUCACCAUAGCCUGAAGGUAGCGGAAUUGGUUGGCUUUUUUAGGAGUGUUGAUCUUGAGCUUGAGCUUGCAGUGUACUUAAUUGAGAAUGCUAUCAUGCUUGAGAGGAUCAUUAUUGAUCCUGAUGAUCCAUUACUUGUGGGAAGUCCAUGGUUGGGGAAUGGGCAGUGGCAUGCUAGAAAAGGAUAUAGAAAUGGCUAGAAAGUGUGAACAUUAGUAAUACUGUGAUCUUUUUGGCUGCUGGGCUGUUGCUGAUUGAUGUGAUAUGCUUGUGUGAAGUAGGUCGAAUGCCUCUCUACUCAUCUAAACCUAUUCAUAAGCUAUUUUACUGAUGAAUUUCUUCAUUAAACAAACCUAAAUGCGAUACCUGAGUUUGGUUGUUUUUUAAAUUGAGCUGAGUCUCAAAAAUCUUACCAGUAAAAUAUUUAUUUAUAAUUUUAAUUUCUUGUUUAA